Molecule: messenger RNA, 987 nt
Organism: Dermacentor silvarum
Lineage: Eukaryota; Metazoa; Arthropoda; Arachnida; Ixodida; Ixodidae
Exons: 7
Coding region: 1-987 (328 amino acids)
Source: RefSeq, a predicted model, not a curated record
AUGACCGAUUACGGAGAAGGCAUUGACGACCACGCCGGCAUCGACCCAGCCAGCAGUCACACAGGGCAGUCUGGCUACUGGACAUCGCUGGGAGAGCCACCCAUGUUUUCGGGGAAGGCGACUGACGACGUUGAUGACUGGCUGAGGCACUACAAAAUGAACGGCGAAGAGAAGCUGGGUGAGGCAGGGGGCGUCGAGGAGAAUGCGAACGACUCUGCCGUGCAGGUUCCGAGGCCUCAGCACGGUGGUAAGGCUAUGUGGUUUCUUCCGGCGGCGGGCGACUACCUGGUGAGCGAUGACAACAUCCAGCAGUGCGACUGCAACUAUAGUGGCAUCUACGACCCCGACUUCCACGAAUACUACGACUACGACUACAACGACUACUACGACUACUACGACUACUACGACCACGACUACUACGACAACUACGACCACCACUACACCGCCAUCAACAUUACCACGCAGCUUAGUGAAUUUGUCACAGAUAUUGGGAAAUCAGGCUCUCUGAAAUGGGCACAGGAGAAACUGUGGUCAAACAACGUGUACCACUGGGGCGUCAUGAAUAUCUAUCAUGUUCUCCUGGUCCAAGACCCAGAUAUUGUGGAAAAAUCGCUCGAGGCCUUGAAGGAAGCGGCACAGUUCUCACAACCCUCCCCCGUAAAAAGGGUUGCAUCGUACACCUUUCUCGGAGUAUUUGGUCACUCAUUUGUGAACGCCUGUGAAACUAUCGGCCUCUACUCGAAGUCUCUCUUCUCUCCGGAUAUGAUUGUCGUGCUUGGCCAUCUUUCAUUCCAAGAGAACAAAUUCAAGGGAUUCUCCUACUAUUGUUUUAUGUUGGCGCCCAAUCAGAUUGCUUUGGCACAGUGGAUUGCAUAUGGCAAAGAGGCGAAGCUGCGCAUGGCGAGCCUGCCCGACCGCCAACAUCUGACUGGAACCGGUCGUCUGCUUCCAGAGUUGCACACCUUCGAGCUAUGUCACCAUCACUAG